AUGUUGAACUCUGUUUCUUUAACGUUUAACAAUCCUCAGAUAAACGUGAUAAGUAACCCUAACGCGCGUUUGCAGCCUCUGGCGAGAGUGAGAAGCACGGUUGUGCGAUGUUCCGCCAUGUGUGUCGAGAGGAAGAGGUGGUUAGGAACCGCUUUACGGAGGAGCGGUUCGGAGCGGAGUCAGUUUUUGGAAUCGGUUCGGCCGGGGAGGUUGCCGAAGCUGAGAGUGGCGGUUAAGUCGUCGUUUUCGUUUUCAGCUGUGCCGGAGAAACCGAUGGGGCUUUAUGAUCCGGCGUUUGAUAAGGACGCGUGUGGUGUUGGAUUCGUGGCGGAAUUGAGCGGUCAAAGCAGUCGUAAAACGGUGACUGAUGCGUUGGAGAUGUUGAUUCGGAUGACGCACAGAGGCGGUUGCGGUUGUGAAGCUAAUACCGGUGACGGUGCGGGGAUUUUGGUAGCUCUGCCUCAUGAGUUCUACCAAGAGGUUGUGGAUUUUCAGCUUCCUUCUCAAGGAAAUUACUCCGUUGGCAUGUUUUUCUUGCCUAGAUCCGACAAUCGGAGAAAGGAAAGCAAAAAUAUAUUUAGUAAGGUUGCUGAGUCUCUUGGUCACACAGUUCUUGGUUGGCGUUCUGUGCCCACAGAUAACACAGGAUUGGGCAAAUCAGCCCUGCUGACCGAACCAGUGAUUGAACAAGUGUUUCUUACACCGAGUUCUACCUCAAAAGUUGAUUUGGAGAAACAGAUGUACAUAUUAAGGAAGCUCAGCAUGGUUGCUAUUACAUCUGCAUUAAACCUCCAAAAUGAUGGAAUUACAGAUUUCUAUAUUUGUUCACUAUCAUCAAGGACUGUUAUUUACAAAGGUCAGCUAACUCCAACUCAGUUGAGGGAAUAUUAUGCAGAUCUUGGCAAUGAAAGGUUUACGAGCUACAUGGCCCUGAUACAUUCCCGUUUCUCUACAAAUACUUUCCCUAGCUGGGAUCGUGCUCAACCUUUUCGUGUAUUGGGCCACAACGGUGAAAUCAACACACUCAGAGGCAAUGUUAACUGGAUCAAGGCACGUGAGGGCCUACUGAAAUGUGAGGAACUUGGCCUAUCCGAGAAUGAUUUAAAGAAGUUUUUACCAAUUGUGGAUGCCAAUUCAUCAGAUUCAGGAUGUUUUGAUGGUGUCCUUGAGUUUUUGCUUCAUUCUGGAAAAAGUCUUCCAGAAGCUGUUAUGAUGAUGAUUCCUGAAGCGUGGCAGAAUGACAAGAACAUGGACUCUCAGCGUAAAGCAUUUUAUGAAUACUAUUCAGCACUGAUGGAGCCAUGGGACGGACCAGCUCUUAUAUCAUUUACCGAUGGCCACUAUCUUGGAGCCACAUUAGAUAGGAAUGGACUACGACCUGGCCGCUUCUAUGUUACCCACAGUGGACGGGUUAUAAUGGCAAGUGAAGUUGGUGUUGUAGAUAUUCCCCCAGAAGAUGUGUGCAGGAAAGGAAGACUAAAUCCUGGCAUGAUGCUUCUGGUGGAUUUUGAGAAGCAUAUAGUUGUGAACGAUGAUGCCUUAAAAGAGCAAUACUCACUAGCAAGACCCUAUGGGGACUGGCUUAAAAAGCAGAAGAUUGAACUGAAGGACAUAGUUGACUCUGUUCAUGAAUCUGAUACUGUGCCACCAGCCAUAUCGGGAGUGGCUCCACUAUCUAAUGAUGAUGUAGAUAUGGAAAAUAUGGGAAUUCAUGGUUUGCUGUCUCCAUUGAAAGCUUUUGGGUAUUCUAUUGAAUCAUUGGAAAUGCUAUUACUUCCCAUGGCAAAAGAUGGUGUAGAAGCACUUGGGUCAAUGGGAAAUGAUACUCCAUUAGCUGUCAUGUCUAAUAGAGAAAAACUUACUUUUGAGUAUUUCAAACAAAUGUUUGCUCAAGUGACAAAUCCUCCUAUAGAUCCUAUUAGAGAGAAAAUAGUCACUUCUACGCAAUGUAUGGUUGGUCCAGAAGGGGAUCUGACAGAAACCACUGAGGAACAAUGCCACCGCCUUUCACUAAAAGGCCCCCUUUUAUCCACCAAGGAAAUGGAAGCCAUAAAAAAAAUGAAUUAUAGGGGAUGGCGGAGCAAAGUUAUAGACAUUACUUACUCAAAGGAACGCGGUAAGAAAGGGUUGGAGGAAGCCUUAGAUAGGAUAUGCACAGAAGCCCACAAUGCAAUUAGUGAAGGCUACACCACCAUUGUGCUUUCUGAUAGAGCCUUCUCCCAAAAACGUGUUGCUGUGAGCUCCCUUCUCGCUGUUGGUGCUGUUCACCAACAUCUAGUUAAAACACUUGAGCGCACACGAGUUGCCCUAAUGAUCGAAUCUGCCGAGCCACGUGAAGUGCACCAUUUCUGCACACUUGUUGGUUUUGGUGCUGAUGCUAUAUGCCCAUAUUUGGCUGUAGAGGCAAUUUGGCGACUGCAGGUUGAUGGAAAGAUCCCACCAAAAGCCAGUGGUGAAUUCCACUCCAAAGAUGAGUUGGUCAAGAAGUAUUUCAAAGCAAGCAACUACGGAAUGAUGAAGGUUCUUGCCAAGAUGGGAAUAUCAACUUUGGCUUCAUAUAAAGGUGCUCAGAUAUUUGAAGCUCUAGGUCUUUCUUCAGAAGUGAUUGAAAAGUGCUUUGCUGGAACUCCAAGUCGAGUUGAGGGUGCAACAUUUGAGAUGCUCGCACGUGACGCACUUCAGCUGCACGAGUUAGCUUUUCCUUCUCGGAUUUUCUCUCCUGGAAGUGCAGAAGCAGUAGCAUUGCCAAAUCCUGGAGAUUAUCAUUGGAGAAAAGGUGGCGAAGUUCAUCUGAACGAUCCACUUGCUAUUGCAAAGCUUCAAGAAGCUACCAGAACUAACAGUGUAGAUGCGUAUAAACAGUAUUCCAAGACCAUUCAUGAAUUGAACAAGGCUUGUAAUUUGCGAGGUCUUCUGAAAUUUAAAGAUACUUCAACUAAGAUUCCUAUUGGUGAAGUUGAACCUGCUAGCGAAAUAGUUAAACGGUUUUGCACUGGGGCCAUGAGUUAUGGGUCAAUAUCAUUGGAGGCCCACACUGCAUUAGCAACGGCAAUGAACAAAAUUGGAGGGAAAUCCAACACAGGUGAGGGAGGUGAGCAACCAUCUCGUAUGGAGCCUCUGGCCGAUGGCUCAAGGAAUCCCAAAAGGAGUGCCAUUAAGCAGAUUGCUAGUGGGAGAUUUGGAGUUUCAAGUUACUAUCUUACAAAUGCUGAUGAACUUCAGAUAAAGAUGGCCCAGGGAGCAAAACCUGGUGAAGGAGGUGAACUUCCUGGCCACAAGGUUAUAGGAGACAUUGCUAUUACUAGGAGUUCAACAGCUGGGGUAGGGCUCAUCAGUCCACCUCCGCAUCAUGAUAUUUAUUCAAUUGAAGAUCUUGCUCAAUUAAUUUACGAUCUGAAGAAUGCCAACCCAGCUGCUCGAAUUAGUGUGAAACUAGUAUCUGAAGCUGGAGUUGGGGUCAUUGCUAGUGGAGUUGUUAAAGCCCAUGCCGAGCAUGUCUUGAUCUCAGGUCAUGAUGGAGGUACAGGAGCAUCCAGAUGGACUGGCAUAAAGAAUGCUGGGCUUCCUUGGGAACUUGGUCUGGCCGAGACCCACCAGACAUUGGUAGCUAAUGACCUACGUGGUCGCACAACUCUCCAAACUGAUGGGCAACUCAAAACCGGAAGAGAUGUGGCUAUAGCCGCUCUUCUUGGUGCAGAAGAGUAUGGUUUCAGUACUGCUCCACUCAUUACUCUAGGCUGCAUCAUGAUGCGGAAGUGCCACAAGAACACCUGUCCUGUUGGCAUUGCUACUCAAGAUCCAGUACUUAGAGAAAAAUUUGCUGGAGAACCCGAGCAUGUUAUUAACUUCUUUUUUAUGGUGGCGGAAGAGAUGAGAGAAAUUAUGGCCCAACUUGGGUUUAGAACAGUCAAUGAAAUGGUUGGCCGUUCAGAUAUGCUCGAAGUUGAUAAAGAAGUUGUUAAUGGAAAUGCAAAACUUGAGAACAUUGAUCUCUCUCUAUUGCUUAGACCUGCAGCUGAACUGCGGCCAGAAGCUGCACAAUACUGUGUGCAAAAGCAAGAUCAUGAUCUGGACAUGGCUUUGGAUAAUAAGCUUAUAAGUCUGUCCAAUGCUGCUUUGGAAAAGGGUCUUCCAGUAUACAUUGAAACACCAAUUCAUAAUACUAACCGUGCUGUGGGAACUAUGCUUAGCCAUGAGGUUACUAAGAGGUACAACUUAGCUGGUCUUCCAGAUGACACCAUCCAUAUCCGAUUUACUGGUAGUGCUGGCCAGAGCUUUGGUGCAUUCCUUUGCCCUGGCAUCACUUCGGAACUUGAAGGUGAUAGCAAUGACUACAUUGGUAAAGGAUUAUCAGGUGGCAAGAUUGUAGUAUAUCCUCCAAAAGGAAGCAAUUUUGACCCCAAAGACAACAUCAUAAUUGGAAACGUGGCACUGUAUGGGGCAACACGUGGUGAGGCAUAUUUCAAUGGGAUGGCAGCAGAAAGAUUUUGUGUGCGUAAUUCUGGGGCUCGUGCUGUAGUUGAAGGCGUUGGUGAUCAUGGUUGCGAGUACAUGACUGGCGGGACCGUUGUAAUUCUUGGGAAAACUGGUAGAAAUUUCGCUGCAGGUAUGAGUGGUGGAAUCGCUUAUGUUCUUGAUGUGGACGGAACAUUCCAGUCUCGGUGCAACCCAGAGCUUGUGGAUCUGGAUAAGGUUGAAGAGGAAGAGGACAUUAUGACUCUUAGGAUGUUGAUACAGCAACAUCAACGUCACACAAAUAGUCUGCUUGCCAAGGAAGUGCUGGUUGAUUUUGACAAUCUUCUACCUAAAUUUGUCAAGGUGUUCCCUAGGGAGUAUAAACGUGUUCUUGCAAGUAUGAAGUCUGAUGCAGCCUCUAAAGAGGCAGUGGAGCGUGCUGAUGAUGAUGUAGAUGAAAAAGAUGAUGAUGAAGCUCAAGCAGUAGAGAAAGAUGCUUUUGAAGAGCUAAAGAAGUUGGCAACUGCAUCUUUGAAUGAGAAACCCAGUGAGGCUCCCAAGAGGCCAAGUCAGGUCACUGAUGCUGUUAAACAUAGAGGCUUUGUUGCUUAUGAGCGCGAGGGUGUUCAGUAUAGGGAUCCUAAUGUCCGCCUUAAUGAUUGGAAUGAAGUUAUGAUGGAGACAAAGCCGGGGCCACUUUUGAAAACACAGUCUGCCCGUUGCAUGGAUUGUGGCACUCCUUUCUGUCAUCAGGAAAAUUCCGGAUGUCCUCUUGGAAAUAAAAUACCAGAAUUUAAUGAGUUGGUGUAUCAAAAUAGGUGGCAAGAAGCCUUAGAGAGGCUUCUUGAAACAAACAACUUUCCCGAGUUCACUGGUCGGGUGUGUCCAGCACCUUGCGAAGGUUCCUGUGUCCUUGGUAUUAUCGAGAAUCCCGUGUCUAUUAAAAACAUUGAAUGUGCUAUCAUAGACAAGGCUUUUGAAGAGGGUUGGAUGGUGCCACGACCUCCUGUCAAGAGAACCGGGAAAAGAGUAGCCAUAGUUGGAAGUGGACCAUCUGGCUUGGCAGCUGCUGAUCAGCUAAAUAAAAUGGGCCAUACGGUAACAGUGUUUGAAAGAGCUGAUCGGAUUGGGGGUCUUAUGAUGUAUGGGGUUCCCAACAUGAAAACUGACAAAGUAGAUAUAGUUCAAAGACGAGUCAAUCUAAUGGCUGAGGAGGGAAUAAACUUUGUGGUGAAUGCUAAUAUUGGACAUGAUCCUUUGUAUUCUCUUGAACAACUUCGAGAGAAAAAUGAUGCCAUUGUCUUGGCUGUUGGUGCCACAAAGCCAAGGGAUCUUCCUGUACCGGGAAGGGAGCUAUCAGGAGUUCAUUUUGCCAUGAAUUUUCUUCAUGCCAACACUAAAAGCUUGCUUGAUAGCAAUUUACAGGAUGGUAACUACAUAUCUGCCAAGGGCAAGAAGGUUGUGGUCAUUGGUGGGGGUGACACUGGCACAGAUUGCAUUGGAACGUCCAUUCGUCAUGGUUGUACUUCCGUUGUAAAUCUUGAACUUCUCCCUCAGCCACCACCCACUAGGGCCCCAGGCAAUCCAUGGCCUCAGUGGCCUCGCAUAUUCCGUGUUGAUUACGGUCACCAAGAAGCGGAAACUAAAUUUGGCAAAGAUCCAAGAACCUACGAGGUACUGACUAAGCGUUUUGUGGGAGAUGAAAAUGGUAACGUAAAAGGAGUUGAAGUGGUACGUCUUCGCUGGGAGAAGGAUGAAACCGGCAAGUUUCAGUUUAAGGAAAUAGAGGGCAGUGAGGAGAUAAUUGAGGCUGACCUAGUUUUACUUGCUAUGGGAUUCCUUGGUCCUGAGUCGACUAUUGCAGAAAAGUUGGGCGUGGAACAAGACAACAGGUCAAACUUCAAGGCCAGUUAUGGCCGUUUCUCAACCAAUGUUGACGGGGUAUUUGCAGCUGGGGACUGUCGGCGAGGUCAGUCUUUGGUUGUGUGGGCUAUUUCAGAGGGAAGGCAAGCUGCUUCCCAAGUUGACAGCUACCUCACCAAAGAAGACCAGAGUAUUGAUGGGAAUCAGGAUGAAUUUGUCAAGAGGCAACAGAACCUCAACAACAAGCACCAGGGCAGCAGCAAACACACAGUGAUGACUUAG
Messenger RNA from Vicia faba (fava bean), 6600 nucleotides. The record is from the annotation of a GenBank genome assembly. Lineage: Eukaryota; Viridiplantae; Streptophyta; Magnoliopsida; Fabales; Fabaceae.